Molecule: messenger RNA, 951 nt
Organism: Parnassius mnemosyne (clouded apollo)
Lineage: Eukaryota; Metazoa; Arthropoda; Insecta; Lepidoptera; Papilionidae
Source: the annotation of a GenBank genome assembly
AUGAAACAUUUAAAUUUCAAAUAUGUCACAAAAUCAAGACACAGCAUUUUAAUUGACAGACAGGACAUUAUUCUAUGGCGCCAGCGAUACCUUCGAAAAAUUAAAGAGUAUCGAAGGGAAGGAAGGUAUAUUUAUUACCAAGAUGAAACCUGGAUCAACGAAGGUCAUGCACCGAAGAAGGCAUGGAUUGACCAGACAGUGUUAUCGUCCCGCCAGGCCUUCCUAGAUGGCUUGACCACUGGCUUAAAACAGCCUUCAGGAAAGGGCAAACGAUUAAUUAUCGGCCAUAUAGGCGGGGAAGAAGGAUUCGUAGAAGACAGCUUAUUAAUAUUUGAAGCCAAAAAAAAUAAAGAAGAUUAUCAUCAAGAGAUGAAUGCCGAUUCCUUUGAGAAGUGGUUUAGGGGGGUCUUGCCAAAACUAAAACCAAAUUCCGUAGUAGUGAUGGAUAAUGCCCCCUACCACUCCAGGAAACUAGAAUCGCUGCCUAAAAUGUCUUGGACUAAACCUAGAAUACUAGAGUGGCUAACGAGCAAAAAUAUUUCAUUCGAAGCAACAAUGGUUAAAGCUACUCUUAUAGACAUUGUACGGCAGCACAAGCAAGAACAUUGCGAUAAGUAUGUUGUGGACGAGAUGGCAGCGCAGCAUGGGAUAAUUGUUUUACGUCUGCCCCCAUACCACUGUGAGCUCAAUCCCAUUGAGUUGGUAUGGGCGCAGGCUAAAGGAUAUGUUGCAAGAAAUAACAAAACCUUCAAAAUGACAGAAGUAAAAAAACUUUUUGAAGAAGGACUUCAACAUAUCACACCUGAAAAAUGGAAUAGCUGCGUGUCUCAUAUAAUUAAAAAAGAAGACAAAAUGUAUGGUCUCGACCACAUGAUUGACAAUGUUACUGACAGAUUUUUAAUUAAUGUCACCGAAAGCGAUAGUGAUGAUUUUUUAUCUGAUAAUGAAUAA